AUGCGCAAGGAACGAGAGCUAAGGAAGGCUCUUGAGGCCAAGAUCACCACGACCGAGAAGGAGCUGGUAAGGACUCUAAAGGAUGCGCUGAAUGCGGCAGACAAAAAUCCGCAGGCAUCCGAGUUGUUGGAUGACAAUAAGCUUAAAGGACUCAAUUAUGCUGAUUGGUUUCGUAACCUGAAUCUGGUUUUGACGUUCGAGAAAUUGGACAAGGUAGCCAAGAACCUUGCUCCGAAACAUCUGGGUGACAGGGCUUCUGAGGCCCGUAAGAAAGAGUAUCAGGAAUGGGAGGAGAAGAAUUCUCUUGUCCGAUGUUUCAUCAUAGCAUCUUUGGACAAUCAGAUCCAGAGACAGUUCGAUAAGAUCAAAGUGUCCAAGGAUAUCCUGGAUAGUUUGAAGGCGAUGCAUGAGGAGAAAAACCAUUCUUCCUGUCAAAAGGUCCUCAAACUAUUGACGACCACCCAGAUGACCGAGACCCAACAGGUCCAUGACCACUGCUUAAAAAUGAUGGGUUAUAUCAACGAACUGGAGGCUCUUGGUUCUCAGCUAGAUGAGGACACUAAAACUAAUGCCAUCUUAAACUCUCUGCUUCCCACCUUUAAUCAGUUUGUCAUGAACUACAACAUGAUCAAGAUAAAAGUUAGCCUUUAG
Messenger RNA from Nelumbo nucifera (sacred lotus), 651 nucleotides. RefSeq lists its product as uncharacterized. Lineage: Eukaryota; Viridiplantae; Streptophyta; Magnoliopsida; Proteales; Nelumbonaceae. The record is from RefSeq and is a predicted model, not a curated record.